Messenger RNA from Gastrolobium bilobum, 794 nucleotides. RefSeq names its product ribulose bisphosphate carboxylase small subunit, chloroplastic 1. Lineage: Eukaryota; Viridiplantae; Streptophyta; Magnoliopsida; Fabales; Fabaceae. The transcript is spliced from 3 exons. Bases 59 to 607 code for a protein of 182 amino acids. The record is from RefSeq and is a predicted model, not a curated record.
AGCUUAAGCAGUUCAAGCAAAGCACAUCUCCUUAGUAGUACUAAGAGGAGAAAAAAAAAUGGCUUCCUCUAUCAUUUCCUCCCCGGCUGUGACCACUGUUAACCGUGCUUCCCCAGCACAAGCUAGCAUGGUUGCUCCAUUCACUGGCCUCAAAUCCAUGGCUGGUUUCCCAGUUACCAGAAAAACCAACAAUGACAUCACCACCAUUGCAAACAAUGGUGGAAGAGUGCAAUGCAUGCAGGUGUGGCCUCCAAUUAACAAGAAGAAGUUCGAGACUCUUUCAUACCUGCCUCCUCUCUCCCCUGAGUCAUUGGCAAAGGAAGUAGAAUACCUUCUUAGGAAGGGGUGGAUUCCUUGCUUGGAAUUUGAGUUGGAGCAUGGUUUUGUGUACCGUGAGAAUAAUAGGUCACCAGGAUACUAUGAUGGACGCUAUUGGACAAUGUGGAAGCUCCCUAUGUUUGGUUGCACUGAUGCUUCUCAAGUGUUGAAGGAGCUUGAAGAGUGCAAAAAGGCAUACCCCAGUGCUUUCGUCAGAAUCAUUGGAUUUGACAAUGUUCGUCAAGUGCAAUGCAUCAGCUUCAUUGCUUUCAAGCCACCUAGUUUCUAAAUUUGAUAAAAUUUGCAUACCAUUUGUUGCCAUCUCCUUCGUUUGUACUUAACCGUUGUAAGAACCUUUUUUUAAUAUUUCCCAUUUGUUUUUUCUCUUUGAGGUUUCAUCCUGUAUUUUUGGUUUCUGUUUUCGGAUUUCCAAUGGAAAUGAAUGGAUGAGAAUAACUACUGUUGCUUUAUUCCCA